Molecule: messenger RNA, 1137 nt
Organism: Hyposmocoma kahamanoa
Lineage: Eukaryota; Metazoa; Arthropoda; Insecta; Lepidoptera; Cosmopterigidae
Product: UDP-GlcNAc:betaGal beta-1,3-N-acetylglucosaminyltransferase-like protein 1
Exons: 1
Coding region: 39-1079 (346 amino acids)
Source: RefSeq, a predicted model, not a curated record
AGUACACAUCAUGUAUUUUUAACAAGAAAAAUGUCAGAAUGUUCGACAUUUCCAUAAUAAUUCCUGUUUAUAAUGGUGAAAAAUGGAUAGACAACUGUAUGAAAUCGAUAGCCACGCAAACUAUUCAUAAAACUGAAACGAAAAUUGAAAUAGUUGUGCACGAUGAUGGGAGUUCGGAUAAUUCCCAAGAAUUACUGGAAAAUUGGUGUAAAUAUUUCUCUAGUCGUAAUGUGCCUUUUGUUAUUUCAAAAUCAGUAGUAUCCAAAGGCGUAGGAUCAGCUAAAAAUGCUGCGGUCGAGCGUUGUUCUGGAGAAUUUCUAUGCUUUCAAGACAUUGAUGAUGUUAUGCUACCAAAUAGAAUUUUGCUGCAAUACGAAGCCACGAAAUGCAAUCAUAAGGCUCUUACAGGAAGCAAAAUAUCUCGCCAACCCCUGAACUCUACACCUCGUCUGGUUCGAUGGGCAAACAACCUUACAAAGCCACAAUUAAAAUUACAAAUAUACACUUCAAAUGGUCCUACAUUACUGAUGCCCACUUGGUUUUGUCAUAGAUCUGUUUAUGAUAGAGUUGGUGGAUUUGUUGAAACUGGUAUUGGAACACCUGAAGAUUUGAUAUUCUUCAAUGCCCAUAUAGAUGCUGGUGGGGAUCUACAUAGAGUAGAUGAGACCCUAGUUAUUUAUACUUACCAUGAAAGUGCUGCUACAUUGUCUGUAAAAAGAGAAUGUAUCUGGAAAAUCCAAUUGAAUAGAUUGGAAAAACAUGUUUUGUCUAACUGGGAACAUUUUACAAUAUGGAAUGCUGGAAAAGCUGGAAGAAAAUUGGUACGAUCCUUGAACCCAGAAAAUUUGAAAAAAGUACAAAUGUUUUGUGAUGUUGAUGCUAACAAAAUUGGAAGAGUAAUAGAAUUUUACUCUCCAACUAAAAGAAAAGUAAUUGCAAAGUUACCUGUGAUACACUUCAGUGAUGCGAAACCACCUUUAUUAAUAUGUGUUAAAUUAGAUCUUACAAAUGGAGAGUUUGAACACAAUCUCAAAUCUUUGAAUCUCAUUGAAGGCACUGAUUAUGUUAUAUUUAGUUGACCUACUCUAGUAAGUACGAAUGAAAAGCUUGACUACAAAUAGAGCCUAACCAUAUUAC